Kockovaella imperatae is the source of this 5144-nucleotide messenger RNA. Its product is annotated as glucanotransferase domain of glycogen debranching enzyme-domain-containing protein. Gene Ontology annotation, molecular function: amylo-alpha-1,6-glucosidase activity; 4-alpha-glucanotransferase activity. The transcript is spliced from 9 exons. Bases 202 to 5001 code for a protein of 1599 amino acids. Lineage: Eukaryota; Fungi; Basidiomycota; Tremellomycetes; Tremellales; Cuniculitremaceae. The record is from RefSeq and is a predicted model, not a curated record. Gene Ontology annotation, biological process: glycogen catabolic process.
CUCUUCCCUCCUCGACCUGUUUUUUUGGACGGAUGCGUCGCGCACAUGCUGUCGGUUGUUUGACCUGCUGACCCAUUCUUCGCUCAUUCGUGUCACACAUCUCUCAUCAGAGGAUACAUCUAUCUCUCACUGCACGAUCUCAGGUGCUGUCGGUCCUCUCUCUGUCUGUACAGCUUAGUCAGACUGGGUCUUCGUUGAACAAUGUCUUCUAUCAAGGCAGCUCUCAACAAGAUCACUCCCGGGUCGAUCGAGAUCCCCCCUAGAACCAAUGGUCAUUCCGCCUCGUCUAAUGGAGUAGGAAGACGUACUCCCAAAACACCCCAGGAUGAAGCUCUUGCAUUCUUUGGGAGUGAACAAGGUCAUCAAGGAGAACCCAUCCAAGUCUGGGAGCUCUCGCUCGACGACGAUGGAGGUCCGGGUGAAAACAAAUCGUACAUCCGUCUACCGCCUCCUAUCCGGCCCUAUGUCCUCAGACUCUCUCUGCAGCCCGGUACGCCGUGCACACGCAAUGGGGUAUUGAAGAGUGACUUCCCCAUGGACGGAGGUGUCUUUAAGAGAGGUGAUUGGAAAGAGCGAAAGUUGCCCAACGACGUCAGCAAACCGAUCCAAGUAGACUUGCCCAUCUCUGCGCCUGGUGCUUUCUGCUACUUCAUCGAGUAUGAUGGUCCCAAGCCAGAUUCCCCCAGGGUCUCUGGACGAAAAGGAUAUUUCAAUAUCGAUCCCAUCAUCACGCUCCCUGCUCGGGCUCCGUUCUUCCCCAAGGGUACCAUCCCUCCCGAUCCACUGAAAGACGAAUCGUCAGGGACAAUCCUCGACAAACCCGCCAAGCUCACUCUUGAUGGUCUGACUAUCUUGUCCGUCCUCGCCAAGUGGAUGGGCAAGACAUCCGAAUGGGAUAAAAUCUUCUCAGAGUCCAGUCGAAGAGGAUAUAACAUGCUUCACUGGGCGCCUCUUCAGCACCGUGGCAGCUCAGGCAGUCCAUACUCCAUCUUUGAUCAACGCAAGUUUGACCCUGUCUUUUUGGAAGAUCCCAAAGCCGCGGACGGGGGCAUGAAGGAAGUUGAAGCUGUCAUGCAGAGGGCCAAGGAGAUAUACGGGCUCGGUGGAGUCACCGAUGUCGUGCUGAACCACACUGCAUGUGAUUCGACAUGGCUGAAUGACCACCCCGAAGCUGGAUACUCACCUCACAACACGCCUCAUCUCGCCCCGGCCGUCGAAUUGGAGAAUGCUUUGCUCGAUCUUACCGCCAGGCUCCCGACUUUGGGAUUGCCAACCACCUUGAACACUUCUAGUGAUCUUGACAAACUCGUGCCACACAUCAAAUCUGCCAUCGAUGAAGCGAAACUCUGGCAAUACUACGUUUUUGACGUACAGGCCUCUGUCAAAGAGAUCGCCUCCAGUCUCGACUCCAAAUCUGCCAAAUCGUGGUCAGGCGAUGCCGUACAAGGCAAAUCUUUGGACGAACUGGCCAGGACUGUCAAGUCUACCAGAGGCAUGAUCGAGAAUUUCCGAGCAUACUCCGCUAGAUUCUGUACCAAGGUCGACCCGGCCGUUGCCGCUGGAUUCAUUCAGGCCGCUUACCCAGGCGAAUCAUCGACCGACCUCGCUAGCAAGUGGGGCAAGGUACUCGAUAUACUCAACGUCGAUCUGUACGCUGAAUGCAAUGACGAUGUCAAGUCUGCUGUGGAUGGAAUCGUAGGCCGACUCAAGUUCACGAGAUUGGACGGGCACGGACCAAAGCUGGGCGAGAUUAAUGCAAAGCUCCCUCUUGUCGAGAACUACUUCACACGACUACCUCAGGACGAGCGAACCGCCAAGCACCCGAAAGCAGCCCUCUCCUUGGCAAACAACGGAUGGAUGUGGGCUGCCGAUCCACUGAAGAACUUUGCCGAGUAUCCCUCUAAAGCAUACAUGCGAAGAGAAGUCAUCGUAUGGGGCGACUGUGUCAAGCUGCGAUACGGAUCUGGACCAGAAGACAAUCCCUGGCUGUGGGAACACAUGACGUCUUAUGCGGAGGACCUCGCAUCCAUCUUUGAUGGAUUCCGACUUGACAACUGCCACUCAACUCCUCUGCACGUCGGAGCCGCCAUCAUCGAUGCUGGACGAAGAAUCAACCCAAAUCUGUAUAUCAUGGCCGAGCUUUUCACCGGUAGCAAAGAGAUGGAUCUCAAGUUCGUCCGAGAGCUGGGAAUCAACUCGUUGGUGCGAGAGGCAUACAACGGUGACAAUGUCAAGAAUUUCGCGGAUCUUCUCUACAACUUUGGAGUUGGCAAACCCAUCGGGUCGAUGGACGCGGUAUGCUUGUCAUCGACUGAAGAGUUGCCUCCUCUCGUUGGCAAAGGUGUGCCUCGACCGUGCACUAUCACGCCACUUUCAGGCUCGGCACCUCAUGCCGUCUUCUAUGAUGUCACACACGACAAUGAGACGCCAAAUGCUAAACGUACGGCUGAAGACGCUCUCUCCACUGGGGCCUUGGUUACUUUCACCAAAGCUGCGAUUGGCUCCAACAAGGGUUUCGAUGACCUGUAUCCCAAAUACCUGGACCUAGUACAGGAUAAUAGGCCAUACGAGAUCCACCCCGAUGGAGAUACUGGUAUCGGCAAGAUUAAGCGAGUCUUAAAUCACUUGCAUACUGAGAUGCUAGAGGGAGGAUUCACCGAAGGUCAUGUCCACGAAGAGGGAGAAUACAUCAUCAUUCACCGUGUUCACCCAUACGACCACAAGGGUUACAUGCUGGUCGCACACACUGCCUUCAGAGGCUUCUCAGGUCGUGGAUGGGUCAAGCCUGUAAAGUUGUCUCGUACCAAGAUCAACUAUAUUCUCGGAGCAACCAUCAAGAUCGAUAAAUCCGGAUGGGACAAGGACGCCUCGAUCCAUCGCGGUUUCCCCAGCAAGCUCGAAGAGAUCCCUACGCCAGUCAUCCGCGAAGGUCACGACGGUGAUGGUCAAUACACCGAAGUCAUCGUUCCCGACUCCUUUGAACCUGGUUCUAUCAUGCUCUUCAAGACAGACAUGACGCAACUCGCUACGGACUUUGACUGGAGAUGCACAUCGUGUGCUCCGCAAGUCAUGCAGCAUUUGAAUCUUAUCGAACUCAACGCCUUGCUUUUCCGAGCUGAUGGUGAAGAGAAGGAUGCCACCGGCGGAGAUGGAACGUACACCAUCCCCAGCUAUGGAUCGUUGGUCUACUGUGGUCUCGAGGGCUGGAUGCAGCCUCUCCGCGAGAUGGUCGCGAGCAAUGAUCUCGGCCAUCCUCUUGCUCAGCAUCUCCGCGAGGGAACCUGGGCCAUGGACUACAUCAUCGACAGAUUGGAGAAACAGAAGGGCGAUCUUCCAGGUCUCUGGGCCCCUGCGGCGUGGAUGAAAGCUCGGGUCGACAUUAUCAAGGAGACCGUCCCUUCAUACAUGCGCCCAAAGUAUUUUGCGAUGUACAUGUUUACCAUGUACAAGGGGGCUCGGAAGGCGGUCAUGGAGCAAAGCUCAGACUUCGUCUCGUCUGGACACACCUUCAUCCAAAACUUGGCGUUGUGCUCGGUUCAGAUGCUUGGUCUCGUCAAGAGUGCAAGUUUGUCGCCUGCGAAACCGGUUCCGAGUCUCGCUGCUGGUCUACCACACUUCACAGCCGGAUGGGCCAGAUGUUGGGGUCGAGAUGUGUUCAUCUCCCUCCGAGGUCUGCUAUUGACGACCGGCAACUUCCCCGCUGCACGAGAUCACAUCCUCGCAUUCGGUUCCACUUUGAAGCACGGUCUGAUUCCCAACCUGCUUGACUCUACUCGUACUCCGCGGUACAACUGUCGAGAUGGACCAUGGUGGUUCAUUCAAAACAUUCAAGACUACACCGUCAUGUGCCCCAAUGGUCUUGCAAUUCUUGAUGAAAAGGUUAAACGACGAUUCCCGGCAGACGACACUUGGGUCCCUUGGGAUCAUCCUCGCGCCUUUGACUAUGAGAGCUCUGUUGCCGAAUUGAUCCAGGAGAUUGUUCAGCGACACGCGGAAGGUAUCGAAUUCCGAGAGUACAAUGCUGGACCCAACCUCGACAUGGACAUGCGGGAUGAAGGUUUCAAUCAGAAGAUCUGGGUCGAUUGGGAAACUGGUAUUAUAUUUGGCGGGAAUCGAUACAACUGCGGUACUUGGAUGGACAAGAUGGGAUCUUCGGACAAAGCUGGAAACAAAGGUUUACCCGCUACACCGCGAGACGGAGCUCCUGUCGAGAUCACCGGGUUGCUCAAGAGCACCUUGACUUGGCUUGACAAGUUAUCAAGCAAGGGCAAGUUCCCGUUCAAGGGUGUCCAGGCGACUGUCAAGGGCGAGAAACGCCAAGUCACCUACAAGGAAUGGGCAGAUCUGCUCCAGAAGAACUUUGAGAGGUGCUACUACGUGCCUUCGGACCCUUCUGAAGACUCCAAGUUUGACAUCAACCCGGGUAUGGUCAACCGCCGUGGUAUCUACAAGGAUGUCUACGGCACGCCAAAAGAUCGAGAGUGGUCUGAUUAUCAAUUCCGAGCCAACUUCCCUCUCGCAAUGAUCGUCGCGCCAGAGCUAUUCCACCCCGAACGAGCCAUGGGAGCACUUAGACUCGCGGAUGCUGUCCUGCGUGGACCUCUGGGAAUGAAGACUCUGGACCCCGGUGAUUCGCAAUACCGACCGAACUAUGAUAAUUCCAACGACUCGACGGAUCAAGCAGUCGCCAAGGGCUGGAACUACCACCAAGGACCCGAAUGGGGCUUCCCGUUAGGUUGGUUCCUCAUGGCCUGGCUCAAAUUUGAUCGAAUCGCUGGUGCUGGCAAGAAGGACCCAUCCGUUACCAUGCACUAUAUUUCCAACAUUAUGCUCAAACUCGCUGAGCACAUCGAAAAGGAUCCUUGGCGUGGUCUGCCCGAAUUGACCAACGAGAAUGGCUCGUACUGCUACGAUGCUUGUGACACGCAAGCCUGGAGCGCAAGUACCAUCCUCGACGUUCUCGAGGAGAUGCACAAAAUCAACCAGUCAGGGAAGGCGUAAAGAUUCUUAAAAACAAUUAGAUCAUGAUUAGAUUUCCUUUUGCUCUGAAGGGUAACGGUGGAUCUUAGGCUGGGUGGAACUUUUGGAGAUUGUGGACCAAAGCCUUUUCUAUUGAGAAAGUCGCCCAUGCAUAGCAUCCUACA